This is a messenger RNA of Polychytrium aggregatum, 1664 nucleotides long. RefSeq names its product ketol-acid reductoisomerase. Gene Ontology annotation, biological process: L-valine biosynthetic process. Gene Ontology annotation, molecular function: ketol-acid reductoisomerase activity. The transcript has 3 exons. The record is from RefSeq and is a predicted model, not a curated record. Lineage: Eukaryota; Fungi; Chytridiomycota; Chytridiomycetes; Polychytriales. Gene Ontology annotation, cellular component: mitochondrion. Bases 130 to 1341 code for a protein of 403 amino acids.
CCCGCCGGCGUGCAAAAAAGUAUAAAUGCCCCCGGCUCCCCGCCUGGGCCGUUUCCUGAUCCUUAUCUCUGCUCCAUCAGAUCAUCGGCGCCCCUGCUCCCACCUGCCCUCAUCUCCUGCUCUUCCACAAUGAACUCGGCCGUCCGAUCGUCCAUCCUCCGUGCCUCUCGCGCCGCUCCCCGUGCUCGCCUCUUCUCCGGCGUCGCUGCCCGUGCUGCUUCUGCUGCCCUCAGCCGAUCUGCCGUUGCCACCCCCGUCGCCACUCGCACCCAGCAGCGCGGUGUCAAGACCCUGGACUUUGGCGGAACCCUCGAGACCAUCUACGAGCGCGCCGACUUCCCCAAGGCCAAGCUCCAGGAGCUCUUCAAGGAUGAUACCCUCGCCAUGAUCGGCUAUGGCUCCCAGGGCCGCGGCCAGUCCCUCAACGCCCGCGACCAGGGCCUGAACGUCAUCGUCGGUGUCCGCAAGGGUGGUGUCUCGUGGAGCGAGGCCCUCAAGGAUGGCUGGGUUGAGGGCAAGACCCUCUUCCCCAUCGAGGAGGCUCUCGAGCGCGGUACCGUCAUCAUGAACCUCCUCUCUGAUGCCGGCCAGAAGGACGCCUGGCCCGCCAUGAAGCCCUACGUCACCAAGGGCAAGACCCUGUACUUUGCCCACGGCUUUGGUGUUGUCUUCCACGACCAGACCGGCAUCGUCCCCCCCGCCGACGUUGACGUUGUCCUCGUCGCCCCCAAGGGCUCCGGCACCACCGUCCGCUCCCUCUUCCAGGAGGGCCGUGGCAUCAACGCCUCUUUUGCCGUCUACCAGGACGUCAGCGGCAAGGCCCGUGAGAGAGCUCUGGGUCUGGCCGUCGCCGUCGGUGCUGGCUACAUCUUCGAGACUACCUUCGAGAAGGAGGUCCACUCUGAUCUCGUCGGUGAGCGUGGUAUCCUCAUGGGUGCCAUCGAGGGUCUCUUCCGUGCCCAGUACGAAGUCCUGCGCGCCAAGGGCCACUCUCCCUCGGAGGCCUUCAACGAGACCGUCGAGGAGGCCACCCAGUCCCUCUACCCCCUGAUCGGCAGCCAGGGUAUGGACUGGAUGUACGCCAACUGCUCCACCACCGCCCGCCGUGGUGCCAUCGACUGGGCUCCCGAGUUCCACAAGGCCACCAAGCCCGUCUUCCAGCGCCUGUAUGCCGCUGUCGAGAACGGCUCCGAGACCCGCCGCACCCUCGAGUUCUGCGGCCAGCCCGACUACCGCAAGAAGUUCGAUGAGGAGCUCAAGGAGAUUGCCGAUUCGGAGAUGUGGCGCGCUGGUAUCACCGUCCGCUCUCUCCGCCCCGAGAACAGCAAGUCGCAGAACUAAGCGACCGAGUUCUGGUCCCGUCCAGCUGCGUCGGAGCAUUCCUUGCGCACGGCUGCUGCUCAGCGGCGGAGCCUCCGAUUCCCACCGCCGUUGCCCCCAUCUCCUCCUCCCCCCCUCCAGCACACCUUUACCGCAUCUAAUUGACUGUUUCUCCGUCGCUUUGCCGCGCAUGGGGUGUCUGGCUUUGUAGGCCCUUUUGCGCCCGUGUCCAGCCGUAUUUCAUUUUUUGGUUCUUGUUCAUUCACUCGACCCGUGUUGUGAUCACGAUCUAUCAAUACACACCCCCUACUUGCUGCUUAAGCGAACUUUGCGCUGCUUACAGC